Molecule: messenger RNA, 798 nt
Organism: Staurois parvus
Lineage: Eukaryota; Metazoa; Chordata; Amphibia; Anura; Ranidae
Source: the annotation of a GenBank genome assembly
AUGUCAGUUUUCUCCUUCCCCCCACCUUCAUUCUCUCACUCCUCGCACUGCCUGCUCUCCGACCGCCGCUCUCCAUUAGAAGCCUCCCCGGCUGUCCGGGCUCAGCCAUGGGCGCCCUGUGAUUGGCCGAACUGGGUCACGUGCCGCAGCGGCGGACAGCUGGCUGCGGGUGAUCUCGGUCGGCGCAGCCGCUUGCUCCCGCCUCGCUGUCCGGGCCUCAGCGCUGGGCCUCCGGAUCUCCUCGUCCGACACAGCAUGGGAGACAAAAAGAGUCCUACCAGACCGAAGCGGCAGCCGAAGCCCUCCUCAGACGAAGGCUACUGGGACUGCAGUGUGUGCACCUUCAAGAACAGCGCCGAGGCCUUCAAGUGCCUGAUGUGUGAUGUACGCAAGGGGACCUCCACUCGAAAACCCCGACCUGUUUCUCAGCUGGUGGCACAGCAAGUAACACAGCAGUUUGUACCACCCAUGCAGACCAAGAAAGAAAAAAAAGAUAAAAUUGAGAAGGAAAAGAGUGAAAAAGAAACGCCCAUUAAAAAGAACAGUAAUAAGAAAACAAGGCCUCGAUUGAAAAAUGUGGAUAGAAGUAGUGCACAGCAUUUGGAGGUCACUGUGGGGGACCUAACCGUGAUUAUUACAGACUUUAAGGAAAAAGCAAAAUCCCCACCUGCAUCCAGUGCCACAUUAGUGGAUCAGCACAGUCAAAGUGGAUCUGGCUCUGAAAACACAGAGAGAGGAAUAUCCAGGUCAUCUUCGCCUAGAGGAGAAACCUCAUCAGUAAAUGGGGAAUCACAUUAA